AUGGCCUCCCCAUUUUUAGGUAACGAGGCGUUAACCUCACAUGAUUUCGAAGAGGAGCACCAUGAAAAAUGCCACCACAAUGAGCUGGUUCACAAUAGCCUGUUGACGCUGGGCACCAUUGAACUUAGGGGGAGAAGUGGCAACAGUGGUGGGACCGGUAGGGCUCUUGCUGUGGGAGCCACCCGGAUUGUUGGUUGGCGAAGCUGUCACAACAAUCUCAGUGGUGUUGGAGUAAUGGCCGCCAGUUGGAACGGGCACUACAGCUGUACCAGUGCCGAGAUUUCCAGGGGAAGUAACGAAGGUGGUGAGCUUCGUAGUGCAUGGGCCAACGUGCGGGCAUGUGGUCUGGGUGACAGUCCUGGUGGUGAACUCUUCAGCCACGCUGGAACUAGUAGUCUGAGCUCCGGGAACCAGGCCAGUGCAGCCAGCACUCCCAUGGCACUUGGUCACGGUGACAAGAGUCUUGGUGAGAAUCGUGCUCUCUGGGCAUUCAGUGUCGGUCACGGUGGCAACAAUGGUGGUAGGACCACUCGGCUCAUCGCCGGGAAGGGUGGUGACAACUGA
Penicillium cosmopolitanum is the source of this 564-nucleotide messenger RNA. RefSeq lists its product as uncharacterized. Bases 1 to 564 code for a protein of 187 amino acids. Lineage: Eukaryota; Fungi; Ascomycota; Eurotiomycetes; Eurotiales; Aspergillaceae. The record is from RefSeq and is a predicted model, not a curated record. The transcript is spliced from 2 exons.